AUGUCAGGAACAGGAGUUCCACCAAUCAACAUUGAGGGCACCGCUGAUUGGUCAUCCUUAAGCAGGACGAUCAACAAUAAGGGAAUUCAAUUCUCUGAGGCAAGGACGGCGGGAAACAGUGUGAAGGUGUUUAACAACACACCCACAGACUACCGGCAGCUAGUUACCCUGCUAGACUCAAUGAAGAGGCCCUUCUUCACCUACCAGCUGAAGGAGGAUAAGUUGGACCAGAGGGUGAUUCGAGGACUUACCAGAGAGAUGUCUACCUAA
Acanthoscelides obtectus is the source of this 270-nucleotide messenger RNA. The record is from the annotation of a GenBank genome assembly. NCBI's taxonomy places the organism in Eukaryota, Metazoa, Arthropoda, Insecta, Coleoptera, Chrysomelidae.